This is a messenger RNA of Chaetomium fimeti, 863 nucleotides long. RefSeq lists its product as uncharacterized. Bases 94 to 729 code for a protein of 211 amino acids. Lineage: Eukaryota; Fungi; Ascomycota; Sordariomycetes; Sordariales; Chaetomiaceae. The record is from RefSeq and is a predicted model, not a curated record. The transcript has a single exon.
GGUACACCCCAUUGGCCUUGGGUCUCUGAGAUUCUCGGUCAUGUGCAUUUGGCAUUGCCAAUUGCCAGGUGCGAUGUCUGGCUGCAGUCGCGCAUGCGGAUCCUUGUUACCACGAGCAUCGGUUUCGUAACGGAAUCGGAUUUCCGCUGGCGGAUGCCCAAGAUUCUGGGCAUUCUCCAAUUCCUUGGUCCGCAACACAACCUCGGAACCCUAAAGGUUCGUGAAUCCGGAGUGGCCCCCGGCAGGCAGCCACGUCGGCGCCACGCGGACCAGAGAAGGCGAUGUGAUGAAGAUCCGGCUGACUUCCGGACUCGUUUCGUGCUUCCGGGGAACAAGCUUUGCAGGAAGCGUCCCCGAGGGCGACUACCGAUAAGGAGGAGUGUGCAACCCGCUAGGCCGAACGCGGCGCCUCGGAUCUCGGCGAGCCGUUGUCAGAUGUCGAUCACAACCGUUGGCUGGGGGGAGGCGCUUCGGGCCGGGCGUCGUGGGAUUGGCCGGACAUUACCGACUGAAGAGCGUUCAACCCAGGUCUGGCGCGCGAAUGGUACGGCCGGUCGAAAGGAGAGAGGAAAGAGACGGAAGGGUAGUGUGCGGCGUCACAUGGGGGUGAAAGGGGUUAGGAGUAGUAGUAGUCGCUUACUCGAUCCAGGGAGGAGAUCGGCCAGGUGUUCUUUGACUCGACACCCAGGACCUGUGCACUGGAACCAUAUCACACAAAUUGGUUAUUAAUUUGUCUUGUCACGCUCGUGCCCAGAUCGACCACGGCAUUCAGCCUGAGUUGGGGUUGAGAUCGCCGGGGGGAAGGGAGGUUAAGGAGGGUUAGGGUAUGAUUCAGGGGCAGAGUUCAUCCAAGAAUGAGCAUC